Vitis riparia (riverbank grape) is the source of this 1582-nucleotide messenger RNA. RefSeq names its product DNA-3-methyladenine glycosylase 1. Gene Ontology annotation, biological process: base-excision repair. The transcript has 4 exons. Gene Ontology annotation, molecular function: DNA-3-methyladenine glycosylase activity. The record is from RefSeq and is a predicted model, not a curated record. Bases 349 to 1329 code for a protein of 326 amino acids. NCBI's taxonomy places the organism in Eukaryota, Viridiplantae, Streptophyta, Magnoliopsida, Vitales, Vitaceae.
CCUUUCAAAACCAAAACGGUAAAAGUUGACCGACACGUCAACACUUUCAGCGGCUGAAAUGGGUACAGUGCCGGUCACUAGUUUCCGUUUUAAACCUCCAAAAGCUCUGUCCGUUAUUUUCGUCGUCUUCUCUGCUCUCUCCACGCCUCUACCAUUCCUCUGUUCGUUUCGCUGCCCCCAAAAACCCUAACUUUCCUCGCUUUCUACCCCAAUUUUGUUACCAUUUUAGCCUCCAUUUCUAUGGUCAUUUCCUUUUCUGUCACUUGUUCCAAGAAUUGCUGAGACAUAGGGAUAAAGAUUCAUGUAUGUUUAGUAUAUUCUGUGGGACUUGAGGACAUUACAGUGUGAAUGGCAAUGUCUGUAGCAACGAAGCUCCAAUCACCCGCGAAACCGCUUUCUGAAGGCCGGGUGGUUCUGGGUCCUGGCGGGAACAGAUUUAGGGUUUCAGAAGAAGCUAAACGCAAAAAGGAGGGUUUGAAGAAGCCGCAGCAGCACAGGAAGCAGCCGUCGGAGGUUCCGGAAGCGGUUGUCCGGAAUAAUUUGUCUUUUGAGAGCUCGUGUUCUUCGGAUUCUUCUUCAAGUGGUUCUUCUGUAAAAAUGGUGAAUUCUAGGGGGAGAGUGAAGCGCAAUGGGUUGAAGCCUGUGAAGGUGGUUCCUCAUGGCGUUGAGGUUCCGGCGAAGCGGUGUGAUUGGAUCACUCCAAACUCGGACCCACUUUAUACUUCUUUCCAUGAUGAAGAAUGGGGAGUUCCUGUUCAUGAUGAUAAGAAACUAUUUGAGCUACUAGUCUUAUCACAAGCAUUGGCAGAACUAAGCUGGCCCACAAUACUUAACAAGAGAGACAUAUUCAGGAAGCUUUUUGACAAUUUUGAUCCAUCAUCUAUUGCAAAGUUCACUGAUAAGAAGUUGCUAUCACUAAAAGCUAGUGGUGGCACAUUGCUAUCUGAACCAAAGCUUCGUGCCGUCAUUGAAAAUGCUAACCAGAUGCUUAAGGUUCAGCAGGAGUUUGGUUCCUUCAGCAACUACUGCUGGAGCUUCAUUAAUCAUAAGCCAAUGAAAAACGGAUUCCGCUAUGCACGUCAAGUACCGGUUAAGACGCCAAAAUCAGAACUCAUAAGCAAGGAUUUGAUGCAGAGAGGCUUUCGUUGUGUUGGCCCAACUGUCAUUUAUUCAUUCAUGCAAGUUGCAGGGCUUGUCAAUGAUCACCUUCUAACAUGCUUCAGAUUCCAGGAAUGUAAUUCAAAUAUCAAAAAGGAUCUUCAAGCUAAGACAGAGGAAACAGAGGUUCUAACUAACGCUCUGGAGAACAAUUGCUUAUCUCACGAUUGAAUUGCCCGGGUCACACUUUAUUCUGUCCAAUCACACAAAUCCAAGUAAUCGAGAGGAAGAUAUAGUAAGAGACCUGACAAGCUAAGUUCUGAGUGUUAAGUUGGUGUUUGGAUGUACUUUUAGCAUGUUGUUUUUUCAUCUGUUUGUCUAUCUAUUAACCUAACCAGAGUAAUGGUUUUACUAAAUAUGAAGUUUUUUUAAUAACUAUUGACCGUCCAUUCACAGAGUAGAGCUGCAUGCAUGCUUUUGAUAA